CCCGCCGAGCCGAACCGAGCCCCCCGCCCCGCCCGGCCGGGCCCCCCGGACAUCGCCCCUUUGUCUGCGGAGGAGGAGGGAGCGAGGCGGGGGCGCUGCGGGAGCGGAGCCGCCGCGCCCGCACCCGCACCCUGCCAGAGCGGCAGGAUGGCGGAGAAGGGCAUGGAUCCCGCCUGCGUCUCCAUCGCUCUGGAGGACACGGUGUGCCACGCCAGCCCCCCGGACGCCCCGCUCCUCACCACCCACUUGAAGAAGGUGGAGAACCACAUCACGGAGGCCCAGAGGUUCUCCCACCUCCCGAAGCGCUCGGCCGUCAACAUCGAGUUCAUCGACCUGUCCUACUCCGUGCGGGAAGGAUCCUGGUGGAGGAAGAGAGGGUACAAGACUCUCCUAAAAUGCCUGUCGGGGAAGUUCUGCCAGCGGGAGCUCAUCGGGAUCAUGGGCCCCUCGGGCGCCGGGAAGUCCACCCUCAUGAACAUCCUGGCUGGCUACAGGGAGACUGGCAUGAAGGGGCAGAUCCUGGUGAACGGGCGGCCGCGGGACCUGCGCACGUUCCGCAAGAUGUCCUGUUACAUCAUGCAGGACGACAUGCUGCUGCCACACCUCACCGUGCUCGAGGCCAUGAUGGUCUCUGCUAACCUGAAGCUGAGCGAGAAGCAGGAGGUGAAGAAGGAGCUGGUGAAUGAGAUCCUGACAGCCCUGGGGCUGCUGGAGUGCUCGUACACCCGCACCAUCUCCCUGUCGGGGGGGCAGCGCAAGCGCCUGGCCAUCGCCCUGGAGCUGGUCAACAACCCCCCCGUCAUGUUCUUCGAUGAGCCCACGAGUGGCCUGGACAGUGCCUCCUGCUUCCAGGUGGUGUCCCUGAUGCGCUCCCUGGCUCAGGGUGGGCGCACCAUCAUCUGCACCAUCCACCAGCCCAGCGCCAAGCUCUUUGAGAUGUUCGACAAGCUGUACAUCCUGAGCCAGGGCCAGUGCAUCUUCAAAGGCGUUGUGACCAACCUCAUCCCCUACCUGAAGGGUCUCGGCCUCCACUGCCCCACAUACCACAACCCCGCUGACUUCAUUAUCGAGGUGGCCUCAGGAGAGUACGGGGACCUCAACCCCGUCCUGUUCCGUGCUGUCCAGAAUGGCAUGUGCACCAUGGCUGAGAAGAAGAGCAGCCCUGACAAGGCAGAUUCAUCGUGCCCAGCACACUGUGGGACGGACGUGGAUCACAUCGAGAGCCACACGUUUGCCACCAGCACUUCAACCCAGUUCUGCAUCCUCUUCAAGAGAACCUUCAUCUGCAUCCUGAGGGACACGGUGCUGACCCACCUGAGGUUCAUGUCCCACAUCUGCAUCGGGGUCCUCAUCGGGCUGCUCUACCUGCACAUCGGCAACGACGCGGGCAAGGUCUUCAACAACACCGGCUUCCUCUUCUUCUCCAUGCUCUUCCUCAUGUUUGCUGCCCUGAUGCCCACCAUCCUCACCUUCCCCCAGGAGAUGACUGUAUUCCUGAGAGAGCACUUGAACUACUGGUACAGCCUGAAAGCCUAUUACCUGGCAAAGACCAUGGCAGAUGUGCCCUUCCAGGUGAUCUGCCCCAUUGCCUACUGCAGCAUCGUGUACUGGAUGACGGGCCAGCCCCCCGAGGCCACGCGCUUCCUGCUCUUCUCCGCCCUGGCCACCGCCACGGCCCUGGUGGCCCAGUCCCUUGGGCUUCUCAUCGGAGCUGCUUCCACCUCCCUGCAGGUGGCCACCUUUGUGGGACCCGUCACUGCCAUCCCCGUCCUGCUCUUCUCGGGCUUCUUUGUCAGCUUCAAGACCAUCCCCACCUACCUGCAGUGGAGCUCCUACGUCUCCUACGUCAGGUACGGCUUCGAGGGCGUCAUCCUCACCAUCUACGCCAUGGAGCGCGAGGACCUGGAGUGCCUCGAGGACUUCUGCCCUUUCCAAAAGCCCAUCAAGAUCCUGCAGGAGCUGGACGUGGAGGAGGCCAAGCUCUACCUGGACUUCCUCAUCCUGGGCAUCUUCUUCGUCAUCCUGCGGCUCCUGGCUUACCUGGUCCUCAGGUACAAAGUCAAGUCAGAGAGAUAAAGGGCCCCCACGGCCAGUCCCGGGCCUGGCCUGCUGUGAGGGACCCUCUGUGGAUGGACACGGUGCUCCUGGCAGGCCACAGACCGGGGCAGAGGCACCGGUGGGUGCCAGCCAGGCCUGGCUCAGUCGAGAAGGGUUUUGAGACAUCUCGGAACUGUUUUAACCUUUCCACACACACUCUUCAUUGCAAAACGUUUUGUACAGCCCUGGCAUGUGCCACCCUCUCUCUCCCGGGAACUGCUGGACCCCACGGAGGAGGUUGGGUGCCCUCUUGUCACCCCUGGGACAGCAGGGACGCUCCCGAGGAGGUGGCUGUGUGCCCAGCAAGGCUGAGAGGAGCCCCAUGCUCCGGGCAGGGGGGAGCAGCACCCAGGGGCUGGAGCUGGGAGGAGAGAGCAGCACAGCCCAGGCUGGGGGUGCAGCACACGGCCCCGUUCCUCGUCCUGGCUGGCACCACGUGAGUCAGUGCUGAGAGGAGCCCAAAGAUGCAAUAGGCCGAGUUGCACAAGGCUUUAGUGUUUCCUGUUGCUGCAUCUCCUUCUUCUUUCAGCACAAAUCUUUCCUCCUUUUUUUCUUUUUUUUUUUUUUUUUUAAAUUUUUCCUUCUUUUUUUUUUUUUUUCCCACAAACCCCACUGCACCCCAGAGGGGAAAGGGAGCCAGCAGCCAGCAGGCAGAGGAGGACCUGGGGCUCUGUCUCAGACUUCUGCUCUUGGUGCCAUCCUCAGAGAUGGGAUCUUCCAACCCGGGGAUAUGGCAGAAUCUGUGGGAGUAGGACAGUAAUCUCAGACCUUAGGGAGUCUCAUGUUCAGUCCCUGUUGUCUUUGGGGUCUCAGACAAGAGGGUCUGACCCAAAUCAACCAACGUGGAGAGAAGCGACUGGUCUCUUCGAGUGCUUGCAUGGAGCAAGGAGGAUUUAAGUUGCCACACCCUGCCAGUGCCAGGAGGCUGGAAAGCAGGGCUGGGCUCGGCUAUGCCAUCACUGGAGGAGAAGAGCUGGCCCUGAGCCCUUCCCUUGCAACCUCUCUCCUCCCAGCACAACUGUGGCUGUCUCAGCAGGACAGAGCAGAAGAGCCUCGCUCAGCACUGGCUGUGCAAGGAGGGGAUGGCAGGGACACCCAGCCUUGUCACAGUGCCAGCCUCCCUCCAGGGUGACACUGCAGAAGGGAGUCCCAGCAGGGCCUGGAAACCAGGUGAGCUCUCAGAGCAGUUUGUUUGCAGUGGGUGUGACCCGGACACUGGGAAGGGCUCUGAACCUUGUGACUGGUAUCAGGAAAACGUCCCUCUUGGCAAGUGUCUCCUCCGAGGUCACCUCCCUCUCCACACACCUUGCAGAGGGAAGGCAGGUCGGGGCACCCUGCUGGCUCUCCAGAGGAACUGAGCUGAGCCUGGAGCUGGUGGGGCAUCUGCACGUGCUGCUGUGCUGGGAACCCAACCUGCUGCUUCACUGCACAGCACAGGCUCUGUGUGUGCUGGCACUGGUGUCACUGGGCUGCACUGGUCACCCAUGCACAUGGGAUGGUUUUUAGAUGGGGAAGGCAGCUCUGCCCUACCCUGGUGUGCUGGCCCUGGGUCAAGUGCAGCCUGGGAGGUGCUGCUGCUGGCACUCUGAGCAGCCAGAGAUUGCAGGGCAAAUGCCAGACUUCAGCAAAGUCCUGGAGGCUGAUCUUUGAUUUCACUGGCUUGUGUUGGGACUGCACAGCAAGGUCUGGCUGGCCUGGCACUGAUGCUGGGCACUCAGCAAAGCCAAGCUUCCCUGCCUGGAGAGAUGGCUGCCAGGGAGGUUUGGCCACAGGGCUCUCCUGCACAGAGGGUCUGGAAGCAGGACAUACCCUGGUGCCCUUUCCAUGCUGGGUAUCGGGGUCUUCCACAGGGGCUGUUUUCUGACUUAUCACUAUCCCUCACAAAAUUCCCCUCUGGGAAUUCCUCCUGGAUCUUCCUUCACUGCUGGCCCCGUGCAGGGAGCUGUGCCAGCUGGGGGGCCGCAGUCUCCCGGGCAGGGGCACAGUGGAGUGGGGAAUGGUCCCUGUGCCUGCUCUGUCACGAGGUGGAUGGAUGGGCAGGGAGCCAGGGGGAUGGUGGGGCUGUGGGCUGUCACCCUUCUUCCACCUCCUUGUCCGUGGAGCUGAUGGGACUGAUGCCCUGCUUCUGUCCUGCUCUUGAGCUGGGACUAGUUAAGCCUGGCUGGGCUGAGGGUUUUCCCAGGAUGGAUCCCGAGCUGGCAGGGGGUGUCAGUGGGGCAGCCCUGCACAGCUCCUGCCUGCUCCUGGCAUUUGGGCCCUGCUUCCCACACACCGGAGGCACUGCCAUCCCCAGCGCUGUGUCCUGCUGCUUCCUGCACCUUCCAGAAGGUACCACCUGGACACCCCUGUGCCAUCACUGCUGCUCCCAGGAGGACCAGGACAAGAUGGGCUAGUGAUGGAGUGGAGCAAAGGGGCUGCCAGCAGGCACCUGUGACUGCCACUGCCCGUGUCCCUCAGGCACAGGGAUGCUCAACACGAGGCUUUGGGACAGGCUGGCUGAGCUCAGAAGAAGACUGUUGGGGCAGGUAGCUCCUCAGGUGGCUGCUGGGACCAGCCUGUCCGGGAUGGGGCAGCUGGAGCUCCCCCAGGAUGCCCAGGAGAGCUCAGCACAGCCUGAGCCUCCUGCACUGGUGAGUCACGGUGUCCCAGCUGAGCAGGUCCAUGGCCACUGCAGGGCAGAGGGCCAGGACAAGCCCUGGAGCUGGAGGAUGGCUGUGUCCCUGGGCUGGGCAAGGGCACUGGGGAGCGGGGGUGAUGGGGCAGGCACCCCUCAUCCCCAGGGCAGCAGGAGGCACGGGGAGGUGUUGAUACAAAGGGGCUGCGAUGAGUGAGGGAUCUGGGCACCCUCAGUGCUGCCUGAGGAGUGAACUGAGCCAUGGCCCCUUCCCUCCCUGCCAGGACAAUCCCAGAGAUGGCAGAAGGCACAGGGAAAUGCAAAGGGAAGAAGCACGUUUGCACUGAGCCCCCCAGGUUGUUGUGGCUGGGCUGAGCACCUUGGUUUUAUUGCCCCUCUGCUGCCCGGGUGGUCCCCUCCCUGCAGGAGCUGGGCAAGGGGGGUUGUCUCUGCCCUGGCAUGGCAGGGGGACGGGGUGCAGCCAUCCUGCUCAGGGGGGCCCUCGGUGGAGCAGCAAGGAUGCACUUUAUCAGAGCAGGGAAGCGGUGCCGUGGGUGCUCCAGGAUGCAGGAACCCCCCGGGAGAACGCGUCUGGAUAAUCAUGAGGAGCGUGAUGGAGGAGAGCAGGCUUCUCCCCCCACACCUCCUCUCCUCUCCUGCCCCUGCCUUCCCUUGUGAUGCACUUUGAGUGGACGAGGAUGGGGGUUCAAGCUGUGGCUCCAGCUCCCUGGGAACCAAAAACUGCUUCAGCCCCUUCAGCCCACGGGCACAGUUGCACCAGGUUCUGCCUCUCACAGCUGCUGGGAAUGCAGGCAGGGCAGGCAGGGGGUUGCCACUCACCUCCAUGCAUGGCCAGGCCACCUUUGUCACACGCACAAGAAGAGCAAAUGCAUCAUCACCUGCCUGGGGUUUGCUGGAGGGGAGACUGGGCUAGAACAGGGAGGAGAUGGGGCUUCUCCCAGGGUUUCACCCCUCUCCCAAAUCAGGCAAUAAAACAGUGUUUCCUUCUCACUGUGUGUGGACACCAUUUGUCCUGUCCCUCUGCCACGGGCAGCCCUGGGAUCUCUGAGUGUGUCCUUCCCCCUGUGGUUUUCCAGUCCUCACCGUGCCCACCCGUGCAGUGGGGGCUGCAUAGUGGGGUGCCUGUGAGGUUCAGGGCUGGGGGGACCAUGCAGAGAGGUGCAGCCAUUGAACCCCACCUUUCCACACGACCACAGGUGUGAGCUGUGCUUCCCCUGGGGCAGUUUGCCAAAAUAAGCUGCAGGUAACUCCUCCAAGGCUGAGGAGGGUAUCUCUGUCGUGGUAGCUGGUCUGGGUGGUGUUUGUCUGGGUCCUUCUGCCUUGCUGGCAGGAGGCUGAGAAGGAGGACCAGGGCACUGCUGCCCACAGCUGCAGCCUGGCAGGAACCAGGCAGGGUGGAGGUGAGGCCCUGGGCCCUCCAGGCUGGGCUGCACACGCAGGUAAGUGCCCCGCAGGGACGGGGUGCCAGGCCCCAGCUCACUGCUGGCACUCACCGGUGCCCACAGAGGGUCCUGGGAGCUGUAGGGGCAGGAGGAGACAUUGUGAUUGAUGUUGGUGUUUCUGAGGUGCCAGCUGUACUCGUUGGAUUUCACACAUCAAUAAAACCUAUAUUUAUAGUGUA
Messenger RNA from Pseudopipra pipra, 6353 nucleotides. It is a transcript of the gene ABCG4, whose product is annotated as ATP binding cassette subfamily G member 4. Gene Ontology annotation, cellular component: membrane. The record is from RefSeq and is a predicted model, not a curated record. Gene Ontology annotation, biological process: transmembrane transport; cholesterol efflux; cholesterol homeostasis. Lineage: Eukaryota; Metazoa; Chordata; Aves; Passeriformes; Pipridae. The transcript has 15 exons. The coding region runs from base 148 to 2076 and encodes 642 amino acids. Gene Ontology annotation, molecular function: ABC-type sterol transporter activity; ATP binding; ATP hydrolysis activity.